AUGUUGCGUUUAUGGCCAGGGCAUUAUCGUCAUUUAAUGAGAAAAACGCUAAAAGGUUUCGUCUCGAUAUAUAAAUAAACAAAGUCAUCUUCCAACAACCCUAGCCGGCUCAUUGUGCAAGCACUUUCUCUUCGAGAUGGCGAAGUCUAAGAAUCACACAGCUCAUAACCAGUCCUACAAGGCCCACAAAAAUGGCAUCAAGAAGCCCAAGAGGCAUCGCCACACUUCCACCAAAGGGAUGGACCCCAAGUUUCUGAGGAAUCAGAGGUACGCUAGGAAGCACAACAAGAAGGAUGGUGAAACUGCUUCCGAGGAAGAGUAAAGUGGAAGCACUUUCUAACGGAAUCUUUAGGGUUUUUAAACUGUUUUUUUUUCUUUAAACGGUAAACUUUGUUCGGAAUUGUUUGGAAUCAAUUUUCAGUAGUAUAAUUACUUUGUUCAGAGAAUGCAGUACUCUUCUAAUUUUGUUUUCCUGGUUUCUGUUGAAGAAGACCCUUGAUUUUUAUUUUUUUUAUCAAAUGGAAUGAAUGUUAUCUUUUUAAUCA
Vigna umbellata (rice bean) is the source of this 545-nucleotide messenger RNA. Its product is annotated as large ribosomal subunit protein eL29z-like. The record is from RefSeq and is a predicted model, not a curated record. Gene Ontology annotation, cellular component: ribosome; cytosolic large ribosomal subunit. Gene Ontology annotation, biological process: cytoplasmic translation. Gene Ontology annotation, molecular function: structural constituent of ribosome. NCBI's taxonomy places the organism in Eukaryota, Viridiplantae, Streptophyta, Magnoliopsida, Fabales, Fabaceae.